Messenger RNA from Hyalella azteca, 1878 nucleotides. RefSeq lists its product as uncharacterized. The coding region runs from base 234 to 638 and encodes 134 amino acids. The transcript is spliced from 3 exons. Lineage: Eukaryota; Metazoa; Arthropoda; Malacostraca; Amphipoda; Hyalellidae. The record is from RefSeq and is a predicted model, not a curated record.
GAUAACGUGGUGGGAAGCAGCUGUCCUCCUUUCGUUAUAACUAUCGAUCUUUCGUUAGUUUUGUACCUUAUUAGAAUUAACUUGACGAUUUUUAAAAACUUCCGUAGAGUCUUUAAUAAGAGAGGAAACCAAGUGUAUAUUUCAUACAACUUUAAAUGUGUGUGAACCACUGAACCUGUUAGUUACGUGCUUACUGUCAUCAUAUACGUUCAUGAGUAACACAAUUAGUAGUCAUGCACAGUAAAUGUUAUAGAUUCAUGCAAUUAAAUAGCCAAAUGAGACAGUUGUCUUUGAUAAUUUUGCUUGUGUUGCUUGUCAAUAAAGCUUCAGGGGAGCAGGUAGCUGCUGCCCAGUCACUAGACGACGAAAUCGUGCCGUACGAUUUCACUCAUUUCCCUUACAAAGAAACUGUAACGAACGAGAAGCAGUGGGCUGAGUACGAGAGCGCGUGUGAGCAAUCGACGGAGUGUCUUGCUAAGACGGGCGUGCUGCGCGUGCGCUGCGUGAGGGAAUGUAUCUCCCCUCACUGCUACAACGUCCUCUACAGGCAUGACGAGCUUGAGGAAGGGGAGGUGGACGUGCGGCUGAGUUCAUUCAAAGGAUGCUUCCUUAAGAAGCUCAAGACACGCAGAGUGUAGUUCCUCGAGUGGGUUAUGUUAUUUAUUUAUUUUUUAUACUUAAAUUAUCCGUUCAAAUGUCCCUUAGUUACAUAUUAUGACAAAAAUGUUCAUUCUUUUCAGAUGUCAAAUAAUGUUGGUAAAUAAAUAUUGCGAUUCGAUUUGACCAGUAAAAAAUCAAGCAUGCACAUAUUAUAGCACAUAAUAUGUGCAUUUAUAGCAUCUGCACAUAAAUAUCGUGAGUUUUGGCUGUUUUCUUUCCAUCUCGACGCUCAGGCCAUUUGUGAACUUCAGCAAAGACAAUGGAACGAUGGUUUAAUCAUACCUAAAAUUCAACUCCUCUUGCGGAUUUGAUCAAGGUAUAAUUAAGAGACAGAGAAUUCGACUUUUAAUUAUAUCAUCUGUUUUCAAAACAUUUCUAAAAAACUUGAAUGGGCGACAGCAGUUUUGUGCACAUCCUUAUAGUAUUACAUUUGUUUAUAUAAGAAAUCCUACCAAUCUUAGACGCUCAUCGGAUGGUAUAAUUAUAAAGUUAAUAAGACACCUGUUUACAUGGCAUAUCCUACCAAUAUUAGACGCGCAACAGAGAGUAUGAUAAUCAUGUAAUAUCUGUUUAUAUAAUAAAUCUUAUCAAUCAUAGACCUGCAAAAGAAAUUAUGAUCAUCGUUUAAAAUCUGCACUCUCUACUUUCAAACCUGUGAACAUGAAGCGCUCCUUAAUUCAAAUAGUGAUGGCAUGUAAGGUGGAAUGAUUUCUUGUUGUGACACCUGACAUGAAAUGUUUUAAUUCUGCUGCAGUAGGAUAAAAUUUAAUUACAACCUGUAGGAUUCUCACACACAAUUUGGACGUAUAUUUGAAGGGGUAAAUUUUUCUGCCAAAUAAAUUUGAUGAUUUUGGCUUACUCAUAAUUAAUUGGUUUGCCUCAUUACAUAAGCAAUGUAUGCAUACACCAAUACAAGCAAGCUCUUAUCAAAAAUUUAUCGUGCUCAAGCUCGUUGUUGAAUCAUAACAUGACAAUGAAUCUUUGACAGUCAACAACUAGUACAAGAGACAAUCAAGUUAUCACGCACCUACUAAAUUGCGUGGCUUCGUCCGUAUAAUUCUAUAAUUCCGUCCGAUAAUUUAUUAUAAGCUACAGCAGAGGCAUUGAGAUACUUCAACAACUGUAUUAUUUUUUUUGUUUCAUCUUCAAAAAAUUACGUUGAAAAUAAAAUAUUAUCGAGAAGCAUGUCAGUAGGGUACGUGUCACUUUCACUCCUUC